AUGUCUGAUUCGGCAUCACUCGAGGCUUCUUCUCCUGCCUCUCCAGAAAUCAGAAGGAAUAUGCUCGAGAAAAUUCGCUCCGAUCACGAGGAGAUCGAAAGAUUGCAGAAGUUGGUUGAAACCUAUGAAAACAAGGCUGGGGAAAUUGAAGAUGAAAUACCACCGCUUAGUGAUCAGACUACAUGGACAAAUGUGUUUAGUGAAUUUCUUCCUCGUUUAGAAGAGAUACAUGAAUAUCAUGAAAAACAUCCUUCUGGACGCGUAUUUGAUGCUGAGGAAGAGUAUGAAACACAAUUCCUCAAGGAGGAACCAGUAAUUGUGUUCACUAAAGAGGAAGGCUUUGGUCGGUACUUGGACUUGCAUGAUAUGUAUAACCAAUACAUCAACUCCGAUUUUGGGGAAAGAGUUGAAUAUUCUGCUUACCUUGAUGUUUUCUCUCAACCAGAGAAAAUACCGAGUAAACUAAAGUUGUCCAGGCAAUACACAAAGUAUAUGGAAGCUCUGCUAGAGUAUUUAAUCUACUUUUUCAAGCGAACCGAGCCGCUUCAAGAUCUAGACAGAAUUCUUUAUAAGGUCGAAACUGAUUUCGAAGAGCGGUAUGCAGACGGGAAAGCGGAGAACCAUGGACAAGAAAACGAGCUUAUCCAUCUCAUGAAUCUGUUAUGGAUCUUGAUUACUAUACCACAGUUGAGGAAAUGA
This is a messenger RNA of Arabis nemorensis, 699 nucleotides long. Lineage: Eukaryota; Viridiplantae; Streptophyta; Magnoliopsida; Brassicales; Brassicaceae. The record is from the annotation of a GenBank genome assembly.